AUCUCUCUCUCAAAAGCCUUUCUUCUUCUCUUCUCAUAGAAAAAAUGACAAAAAUCCUUUUGACUUUGUUUGGUCUGGCUCUAAUUGUAGGCCAAACAAAUGCAACUAUUCAAUGUGGUACUGAUGUUAUGCCAAAAGUAAUGUCUUGUGGAAGUUAUAUGGUAGGUCCAGCUCCAACACCUAGCAAAGAAUGUUGUGUUGGAUUGCAAGAUUUGGCUAAAAUUGCUGCUGCCUCACAACCUGACCGCAAAGCUAUUUGUACAUGCAUUGCAGCUGCCAUGAAAACUGUCCCAGUGGACUUUGAGAAAGCUAAAAAACUUCCUGAUCUUUGCCACUUCAAACCCUUUAUGCCAUUGGAUCGCAAUCCUGAUUGCUCCAAGGUUAUUUGAAGAAGAAGUAAGAAGAAAACCAUCCACAGGCAGAAGAAAUCUAGUCUUGUGGGGCGAUGAUAUUUUUGUGACAAGAAUGUUGUCAAUUUCCUUUUCUGGCAAUUGCCAUCUGUGUUUCAAUUAAAUGAUAGAAAAUCUAUUAAAAACUAUGUUUUACCUUUA
Messenger RNA from Lycium ferocissimum, 551 nucleotides. Its product is annotated as non-specific lipid-transfer protein A-like. Gene Ontology annotation, molecular function: lipid binding. The coding region runs from base 45 to 389 and encodes 114 amino acids. The record is from RefSeq and is a predicted model, not a curated record. Lineage: Eukaryota; Viridiplantae; Streptophyta; Magnoliopsida; Solanales; Solanaceae. Gene Ontology annotation, biological process: lipid transport. The transcript has 2 exons. Gene Ontology annotation, cellular component: membrane.